ACGAAACUGGGCUCUUGCUAUAAAUAUACGUGUGAGUUGCAGAGUACAACACAGACGCUCUCAGAAGAAGGAACGUAAGUUGCACGCCAAGAUGAAGGUUGUUUGUAUUUGCCUGGUUCUCGUUUUAGCAGUGGCUGAUGCUGGUCAUUUCAAAAGAGCGCCGCCCCCGAUCACGCAAACAUCCACCGGUGGACUGAUCGAACUGAACGGGUACGGGAACAGCAAAGGGCUGGUAUGUGAUAACGGUGGUGACAAUAUCGCAAAAGUGGCAUGCGGAGGUAAUGGAUACGAAAGUUUCACGGACGUGGAUUUAAGUGAGGUUGAAUGGAGUAUUACACUUAGCUGUACAGGAGACGAAUCAGACUUAAACGGUUGUACUCGUGUUGGGGGCCCAGUAGGUGCCACGAACGGAUGCAAUGGUGCUUUUGCCGGAUGUGCAUCCAAGAAAAGGAGUUUCUGGUGAAGUGACAAUGGCAAUGGCAACAAACCUCACUCAUAGUUUGAGUAACAGCAAAAUUCUAAUGGCUAUCUUUCUGUUAUGACGGAUAGAAAAAAAUGAGUGCAAAGGAAACAUUGCAUGAUAUGACUGUAAUAUCCAACUUUGUCAUAUUAUUUAAUAAAAGUAUAUAAUGAAACAGUA
Mercenaria mercenaria is the source of this 640-nucleotide messenger RNA. RefSeq lists its product as uncharacterized. NCBI's taxonomy places the organism in Eukaryota, Metazoa, Mollusca, Bivalvia, Venerida, Veneridae. Gene Ontology annotation, cellular component: membrane. The record is from RefSeq and is a predicted model, not a curated record. Bases 92 to 463 code for a protein of 123 amino acids. The transcript has 5 exons.